AUGAUUCCAAAGGCAAUUCGAACGUUUGUCAAUGUCUUAACAAUUGUUACAUUGGCAUUGAAUGUAUUUGUAUAUUUCUAUCCUGAUAUAAUCAAUAAAUCCAAUCAAUGUGAUUGGCAUCAAUUCAAUUCAAAUCCAUCUGAUCAUCAGAUCUUAAAGACCAAUCUUGGAUUCUUGAACACAUUAUUACCUUCAAACAUAGUUCACAAACUAGCCCUCAACUUCGCAACAUUAAGACUGCUGGAAACUAAACAACCAUCUCCACUAGAAUCAAUUCAUAUGUUAACAUUUGGUGAUCCCCAGAUUAAUGGUAAUUGGCCAUCUACGAAAUAUAUUAAACGAUUAGAUAAUUAUGGAAAUGAUUAUUAUUUAGGACAUAUUUAUAAUACCAUGAAGAAUAGAUUGAAUCCAAGUCAUGUUGCAGUUAUGGGAGACUUAUUUUCAUCUCAAUGGAUCUUUGAUUCGGAAUUUUAUAAUAGAACAUAUAGAUUUGUUGAACGAUUAUUCCCUCGACCAUUGGAAUAUAAACAAACUGUAAUAGAUACUUAUAAAAAACAUGAGAAUUAUGAUUGGCAAGGUUGGUUAGCUCAAGAACGUGAUAUGGAUCCUAUGGCAAGAUUCAAAUCUCGUGUUUAUAAUGAUGUUUAUGAUUGGACAUAUCCUGAUCGUAAAACUCCAAAUUUUCAAAAUCCGUUAUUUAUAAAUUUGACGGGCAAUCAUGAUAUUGGAUAUAGUGGUGAUGCUACUUGGCAACAUAUGGCUAGAUUCCAUCUCUUAUUUGGACAAAAUAAUUAUGUUAUAAAUUAUAAUCAAGGAACACCCCAAGAAUGGAGAUUGGUUGUAUUAGACUCAUUAACAUUGGAAGGACCAGCUUUACAAGAAGAAUUUAUAACUUAUACUCAAUCAUUCUUGGAUCAUUUGCGAGACAUAGAAAAUCCAAAAUUUAAAGGUGCCACUAUUUUAUUAACACAUAUUCCAAUGUAUAAAAUUGCUGGAUUAUGUCAUGACGGACCAGAACAUAUUUAUUAUGAGAAUUAUGAAAGAGAACCUUAUAAGAAUGGGAAACUUAGGUCUCAAAAUCAUUUAUCUUAUGAAACUACUCAACGUGUCUUAGAUAUUGUCUUCCCCAAUCAUGAUCAAAAUGGAAUAAUCUUAACCGGACAUGAUCAUGAAGGAUGUGAUGAUUGGUAUAAUUAUAUCAAUGGAGAAUGGGUUGCCUCUAAACAAAAAUCCGAAACUACUGAAGGAAAGCCAAUUAGAGAAAUCGUGGUUAGAGCAAUGAUGGGAGAAUUUGAAGGACAAACUGGAAUAGUUACUGGAGAAUUUAAUAAUACUGAAAACAAAUGGCAAUUUGAAUUUAGUUAUUGUUCAUUUGUAAUUCAACAUUGGUGGUGGGCUAGUAAGAUUACCCUUUUUGCUACAAUACUUUUCCAAUCCAUUAUUAGAUUGUUUUAG
Hemisphaericaspora subhashii is the source of this 1455-nucleotide messenger RNA. RefSeq lists its product as uncharacterized. Gene Ontology annotation, cellular component: endoplasmic reticulum. The record is from RefSeq and is a predicted model, not a curated record. The coding region runs from base 1 to 1455 and encodes 484 amino acids. Lineage: Eukaryota; Fungi; Ascomycota; Pichiomycetes; Serinales; Debaryomycetaceae. Gene Ontology annotation, biological process: GPI anchor biosynthetic process. The transcript has a single exon.